CUAUUGAGUAUCUUGAGACUCACCACAAUAAGAUUUGGUAUAGAUGUGGCUUUGGUGUGGACAGUAAGGUUGAUUAUCUCACUAACAACAUUUCUGAAAGUUUUAAUAAGCAAAUCAAAGAUUUAAAAGGCCUCAAUUUGUGUGAGCUACUAGACAGAAUUAGAGAGCUAAUAAUGGUGAAGUUCAACGUGAGGAGGCAUGUUGGUAGGCAUUUGGCCGGUUUAGUCCUGCCUCAAGUUCUCAAAAUGCUCAAUGCACUUAGCAAAACAAUUGGGCCACAUAAAGUUGCAUGGAAUACUGAACAUGAGGCAGAAAUUACACUAUAUGAUGUGAAAGCAUAUGACCAGCGGCACACAGUUAAUCUGCAGCAGAGAACAUGCUCAUGUCGGAAAUUUCAAAUUUCUGGAAAGCCUUGUAUUCAUGCAUUAACAUUCAUUUGUUCAAUGAGGGGCGCCAAGAUCGAGAGCUUUGUUGAUGAUUAUUACAGUGUGGCAAAGUUUAGGGCUGCUUAUGCUGGGGCACUGCCGACCAUGACUGAUAAGACACAAUGGGAGCAAGUCGAUCUUGGCUUCCUAGUUAACCCACCUAUACAAGAGAAAAGGCCAGCAGGGAGGCCUAGGGUUCAAAGAAUUAGAGGUUUCCUUGAAGACCCGGGCAGGAAAGUGGUGAAAUGCAAAAAAUGUGGUCGUAAGGGCCACUUUCAGAAAACUUGCAACUUGCCUCCAGAAAUUAUUGCUGAAGCAGCACAAGAGCACACUCCUGAUGCUUCUAUGGAAACUAAUGCUGAAGCAGCACAAGAGCACACUCCUGAUGCUUCUAUGGAAACUAAUGUUGAAGCAGCACAACAUCACACUCCAUCUAAAAGAAAGAGAGAUGCCAAUGCAACCGAGGAGGUAAAUGUAGAAGAUGAUGAACCUAUAGCCAAUUAUAAAAGACAGAAGACGCCAACAAAGAAGAAGACGCCAACAAAGAAGAAGACGCCGGUGAAGAAGAAGACGCCGGUGAAGAAGACGCCGGUGAAGAAGAAGACGCCGGUUAAGAAGAAAGCACCGGUCAAGAAGAAGAAGACGCCGGUUAAGAAGAAGACCCCGGUCAAGAAAUCAGCUGAACAAAAGGGAAACAACAAGCAAACUCAAGGUGCUGGAAAGAAACCUACAGGGAAGAACAAGAAGGUGAUUGUUACACCAUCUAUUACUGAUGCUGUACUCAAUCCAACUUUAGGAGCCAAGAGAAGUCUGCUUUGGUGGCUUGGGGGAGAUUCUGAUGCAUCUGCUGCUCCACCUCCGGCAGAUAUGCCAUCUGAUGCUCCACCUCCUUGUAAUUUGUUGUGAACCCUGUUUGUAAUCUGGAGCAUCGUAUGUGUGUGUGUGAUGUUUAAACUGGAUCAUGUGUUUGUGUGUGUCUGAUGCUCAA
Messenger RNA from Lolium perenne, 1413 nucleotides. RefSeq lists its product as uncharacterized. Gene Ontology annotation, molecular function: zinc ion binding; nucleic acid binding. The record is from RefSeq and is a predicted model, not a curated record. Lineage: Eukaryota; Viridiplantae; Streptophyta; Magnoliopsida; Poales; Poaceae.